AUGGGUUUUCCUAGCUAUAUUUUAGCUAAUGUUGUAGAUAGUGAUUUAGUUAUGGAAAGAGGAUGGAGGGAUAUGGCACCUACAUGUCCUAGGUGUGGUUCAUCUAACACCAAAUUUUGUUACUACAACAAUUAUAGCCUUACACAACCUAGGUAUUUUUGCAAAGGUUGUAGAAGGUAUUGGACUAAAGGUGGGUCCCUUCGGAACGUUCCCGUCGGUGGUGGUUGCCGGAAGAGCCGGAGGUCUCGGUCGACAACCCUAAGACUAACUCAUCCAUCCUCAAACCAUCAUGGGCUCACAUCUAGGAAUAACAACACCAUGUUUGGUAGUCAUCACAAUCAACAUCAUCAUAGUCAAGAUCAACUUGGUGGUGGACAUGUUUCUUAUGGUAACUUGAAUAACAACAUGGUUGAUUCCACCACCUCGCCAACGGAUUCCGAGGCUCCUCCGAUCGACCUUGCGGUUGUUUACGCCAACUUCUUGACGCAAAAACCCGAAAAUAGUAACGAAAUACCCCCUAAUGGUGGCUACAAUAAUCCACCAUUAGUUGAUGAGUUGUCUAGCAUACCGGAUGCUACUACUAUUGCUCCUUCACAAGUUGUGUUACAAGUCCAACAAGAACACUCAACUUUCUCUCAACCACUUCCCAUUAUACCAGAAUUAAUGAUGAACAAUCAUCAUCAUCAUCAUAACAAUAAUAAUCAAGUUUUAUUUGUAACAGAUUUUAGUAGACCAAUUCAUCAUCAUGAACAUGAUGAUGUAUCCAUUCAACAUGAUGAACUAGGCCUACCGCCAUUGCCUGGCGACACGUUAUUAUUACAAGAUCAUCAUCAACAUCACCAUCAUCAUCAUCAUCAACCAGUGUCGUGGGAAGGUUCGGAUUUGAAUGAACAUCAGCAUCACCAACUACAACAUCAGCAUCAACAUAGUAAUCGCGAAGAUGGUAAUGAUUUGGAAGUGCCAAUAAGGCUACAAGACUUGGAGACAGAUUCACAAUUUUCAAACUUAUUGUUCAAUAACGGGAGUUGGAGUCCACUUGAUAAUUUACCAGGUUUUGAAACUUCAUCUUCUUCUUCAAAGCCUUAA
Chenopodium quinoa (quinoa) is the source of this 1086-nucleotide messenger RNA. RefSeq names its product dof zinc finger protein DOF3.5-like. The coding region runs from base 1 to 1086 and encodes 361 amino acids. The record is from RefSeq and is a predicted model, not a curated record. The transcript has a single exon. Lineage: Eukaryota; Viridiplantae; Streptophyta; Magnoliopsida; Caryophyllales; Amaranthaceae. Gene Ontology annotation, biological process: regulation of DNA-templated transcription. Gene Ontology annotation, molecular function: DNA binding; DNA-binding transcription factor activity.